This is a messenger RNA of Sphenostylis stenocarpa, 324 nucleotides long. The record is from the annotation of a GenBank genome assembly. NCBI's taxonomy places the organism in Eukaryota, Viridiplantae, Streptophyta, Magnoliopsida, Fabales, Fabaceae.
AUGCAAUCUUGGUGUGUGUGUAAAACCAAGAAUUCUCAUGCUUUACUGAACCAUUGUGUGCUGCGUAGUUUUGCACGCCCCGGCAUGACUAACGGAAUGAAAAUUGGCCCAAUUGUCAUGGAGUCUACACUAUCCUCUCACCUGGACCACAAACAAACAAAAGCCAUGCUUUUUUUAGGCCCAAUUAUAUAUAUCAGGGAUUCAGAAAUAUAUUCCUUCGCUGGGCCUCAUUCAAUUAUGAUCACUGAGUUUUGUAGAAUGAUUAUCGAUCCUCUGGACUUGGAUAAUGGAUCUGUCAUCUCAGAAACCCACCGUAUUCUUUGA